AUGCACUUCGCCUUGCCAAUCUUUGGACUUCUCGCCAGUGUUGCGAUGUCUAACCCCACCUGGUCCAAUACUUGGGACCCCACCUGGUCCAAUACUUGGGACCCCACCUGGUCCAAUACUUGGGACCCCACCUGGUCCAAUACUUGGGACCCCACCUGGUCCACUACUUGCACUACUUCUACCACCACUACCUCGACCACCACUACCUCUACCACCACUACUCCUACCACUUCUUGUACUACUACUCCAGAGCCGUCUUGGAUCUCCGAGUGGUCGCAUUGA
Messenger RNA from Penicillium odoratum, 282 nucleotides. RefSeq lists its product as uncharacterized. Bases 1 to 282 code for a protein of 93 amino acids. NCBI's taxonomy places the organism in Eukaryota, Fungi, Ascomycota, Eurotiomycetes, Eurotiales, Aspergillaceae. The transcript has a single exon. The record is from RefSeq and is a predicted model, not a curated record.